AAUGAAGUUCGUGGGAUUUAAAAUGAUUUUUAUCAUCGCAUUGUCCUUAAUGGGAUCGGUUGUUAAUUCGGAAGAAACUAGCGAUUUCAAACUACCUACUAAUUUCAAACCCGUCAACUAUGAACUGAACGUGACCACGGACUUGGACGAUAAAUUCAUGUUUGAAGGAGUAGUUUGUAUUCGCAUGACAUGCGUAGGAGCUACCGAUACCAUAGUGUUGCAUUCGACCAGUUUGAACAUCGAUACCAAAAGUGUUGUUGUGGCCAACUGUGAUGGAAAUGUCAUCCCAGUGGGCAGUGUGUCUUUUGAUACAGAUAAAGAACUUAUGCACGUCAAGUCAACCGCAAACUUUAAGCCCUGUGACGAAUACUUGCUGACUAUACCAUUUACCGGAAAUCUCACCGAUGAUGUAGUAGGUUACUAUAGAAGAAGCUACGUAGACACGGAAAGCAAUCAAACGAGGUGCGGUACUAUAAAAAUUUUAAUACAAUGCACAGCACAAGUCAUAAAUAAAUAUUGUUAAAACAACAUGGUUUUAGAUCGGGCCGUUCCAUACAAAUCUUAAUUAAUUUCAUACUUUUCUUAUUGAUUUCAUUGAAAGUGGCUGCCAGGUCAAUAUAAUUUAUAAUGAUUUUCAUAAAGCAUUUGACAGUGUCAAUCAAUCACUAUUAUUAAUAGGACGCUACACAGGCAAACGAAACCGAGCAAUGACCAAGAGAAUGCGCUGUUAGGUGUUUUCGUGAUCCACAAGCACGCGACUGAUAUGUAA
Acyrthosiphon pisum (pea aphid) is the source of this 769-nucleotide messenger RNA. RefSeq names its product aminopeptidase 1-like. The transcript has 2 exons. Gene Ontology annotation, molecular function: peptide binding; zinc ion binding; metalloaminopeptidase activity. The record is from RefSeq and is a predicted model, not a curated record. Bases 2 to 523 code for a protein of 173 amino acids. Gene Ontology annotation, cellular component: membrane; cytoplasm. Lineage: Eukaryota; Metazoa; Arthropoda; Insecta; Hemiptera; Aphididae. Gene Ontology annotation, biological process: peptide catabolic process; proteolysis.